AUGAGCACAGUUGAAGAGGAUUCUGACACAGUAACAGUAGAAACUGUGAACUCUGUAACUUUGACUCGGGACACAGACGGGACCCUCAUUCUUCAUUGCCCUCAGAAUGAAGCUGAUGAAAUAGACUCAGAAGAUAGUACUGAACCUCUGCAUAAAAGGCUUUGUUUGUCUUCUGAGGAUGAUCAAAGUAUUGACGAUUCUGCUCCUUGCAUAUCAGUUGUUGCACUUCCACUUUCAGAAAAUGAUCAGAGCUUUGAGGUGACCAUGACUGCAACCACAGAGGUGGCGGAUGAUGAGAUUACUGAGGGAACUGUGACACAGAUUCAGAUUCUACAGAAAGAGCAACUAGAUGAAAUAUCUCCCUUGGGUAACGAGGAAGUUUCAGCAGUUAGCCAAGCAUGGUUUACAACUAAAGAAGAUAAGGAUUCUCUGACUAACAAAGGACAUAAAUGGAAGCAGGGGAUGUGGUCCAAGGAAGAAAUUGAUAUUUUGAUGAACAAUAUUGAACGCUACCUGAAGGCACGCGGAAUAAAAGAUGCUACAGAAAUCAUCUUUGAGAUGUCAAAAGAUGAAAGAAAAGAUUUCUACAGGACGAUAGCAUGGGGUCUGAAUCGGCCUUUGUUUGCAGUUUAUAGAAGAGUGCUUCGCAUGUAUGAUGACAGAAACCAUGUGGGAAAAUAUACACCUGAAGAAAUUGAAAAGCUCAAGGAGCUCCGGAUAAAGCAUGGCAAUGACUGGGCAACAAUAGGGGCGGCGCUAGGAAGAAGUGCAUCUUCCGUCAAAGAUCGGUGCCGACUGAUGAAGGAUACUUGCAACACAGGGAAGUGGACCGAAGAAGAAGAAAAGAGACUUGCAGAGGUGGUUCAUGAAUUGACCAGCACUGAGCCAGGUGACAUUGUCACACAGGGUGUGUCUUGGGCAGCUGUGGCAGAACGAGUAGGUACCCGCUCAGAAAAGCAGUGUCGUUCUAAAUGGCUCAACUACCUGAACUGGAAGCAGAGUGGAGGGACUGAGUGGACCAAGGAAGAUGAAAUCAAUCUCAUCCUCAGGAUAGCAGAACUUGAUGUAGCUGAUGAAAAUGACAUAAACUGGGAUCUGUUGGCAGAGGGAUGGAGCAGUGUCCGUUCACCACAGUGGCUUCGAAGUAAAUGGUGGACCAUCAAAAGGCAAAUUGCAAACCAUAAAGAUGUUUCAUUCCCUGUCUUAAUAAAAGGUCUUAAACAGUUACAUGAGAAUCAAAAAAACAACCCAACGCUUUUGGAGAACAAAUCGGGAUCUGGAGUUCCAAACAGUAAUUCCAGUUCUAGUGUACAGCACGUUCAGAUCAGAGUGGCCCGCUUGGAAGACAAUACAGCUCUCUCUCCAAGCCCCAUGGCAGCCUUGCAGAUUCCUGUCCAGAUCACCCAUGUCUCUUCAACAGACUCCCCUGCUGCUCCAGUUGACUCGGAAACAAUAACACUAAACAGUGGGACACUACAAACGUUUGAGAUCCUUCCAUCUUUCCAUUUACAGCCCACUGGGACUCCAGGUACCUACUUGCUUCAGACAAGCUCAAGCCAAGGCCUUCCCCUCACUCUGACUGCUAGUCCCACAGUAACCCUGACGGCUGCUGCGCCUGCUUCUCCUGAACAGAUCAUUGUCCAUGCUUUAUCUCCAGAGCAUUUGUUGAACACAAGUGACAAUGUCACAGUGCAGUGUCACACACCGAGAGUCAUCAUUCAGACAGUUGCUUCAGAGGACAUCACUUCUUCCAUAUCCCAUGCAGAACUGACAGUAGAUAAUGAUAUGCACUCGUCCGAUUUUCCUGAGCCUCCAGAUGCCCUGGAAGCAGAUACUUUCCCAGAUGAAAUUCAUCAGCCUAAGGUGACUGUAGAGCCAUCAUUUAAUGAUGCUCGUGUAUCCAAAUUCAGUGACCAAAAUGGCACAGAACUGAUGAAUAGUGUUAUGGUCAGAACAGAAGACCUUAAACAAGAGGAAGAAUCACACUCUCAUUUGGCCUGUACUUACGUUACUGAGGAUUUAGAGUCUCCUACUAUAGAAGAACAAGUUGAUCAAACAACAAUUGAUGAUGAAACAAUACUUAUUGUUCCUUCACCAAAUGGCUUUAUCCAGGCAUCUGAUGUUAUAGAUACAGAAUCUGUCUUGCCGUUGACAACACUAACAGAUCCCAUAUUCCAACAUCAUCAAGAAGAAUCAAAUAUCAUUGGGUCAUCUUUGGGCAGUCCUAUUUCAGAAGACUCAAAGGAUGUUGAAGAUUUGGUAAACUGUCAUUAG
Molecule: messenger RNA, 2274 nt
Organism: Pipistrellus nathusii (Nathusius's pipistrelle)
Lineage: Eukaryota; Metazoa; Chordata; Mammalia; Chiroptera; Vespertilionidae
Source: the annotation of a GenBank genome assembly